Messenger RNA from Clupea harengus (Atlantic herring), 6125 nucleotides. Its product is annotated as latent-transforming growth factor beta-binding protein 4. Bases 3 to 5972 code for a protein of 1989 amino acids. The record is from RefSeq and is a predicted model, not a curated record. The transcript has 37 exons. Gene Ontology annotation, molecular function: calcium ion binding. Lineage: Eukaryota; Metazoa; Chordata; Actinopteri; Clupeiformes; Clupeidae.
GAAUGAGAACUGUGAUUGUUUGUGCAGGAGCGGGGGGGAUGGUGAAGGUGCGCGUGCAGCACCCUCCAGAGGCCAGCGUGAAGAUCCACCAGGUGCUGAAGGUGGGCUACGGGCCCACGUCUCACGAGCGCUCCGAGACGGUCACCUGGUCGUCGGGGGUCUCAGGGGCCCGCAGUGGCGUGUUGCCGGGGGAGAGGGCUGAGGCUCCGCCCCCCCAGGUGCGGGCGCAGACCGUCCGUGGAGCCUCCACCUAUACUGAGGCCUCUGGGUUCAAGUACUGCUUCAGGGAGGUCCGCAAUGGACAGUGCAGCUCCCCUCUGCCAGGCCUGAGGAGCCAGGAGACCUGUUGCCGUGGCAUCGGCAAAGCAUGGGGCAUCAACGAGUGCACCCUGUGCCCAACCAACUUAGGUAAUGGGCCUACCAGAGAUGGCGGAUGUCCAGCCGGGUUUGAGAGGAUCAACGGCACUCACUGUGUCGAUGUGAACGAGUGUUCACAGCCAGGCUUCUGUGACAAUGGGAAGUGUGUGAACACACGCGGGAGCUACAGUUGCAUCUGCAAGCCUGGAUACUUACUGGACGCCUCACAUGGGCUAUGUGUCUCCCAUAAUGUGAUCUCGGAGCAGAAGGACCAGUGCUACCGCAUCCUGGCGUCCGGCGCCUGCACGCUGCCCAUCCUGAAGAACAUCACCAAGCAGAUCUGCUGCUGCAGCCGAGUGGGGAAGGCCUGGGGGAGGAGGUGCGAGGCCUGUCCCUACUUCGGCUCAGUGGCGUUUAAGGAGAUCUGUCCGGCCGGGCCAGGCUACCACUACUCCGCCACCAACCUCAAGUUCAACCAGAGGCUCCUGGACCUGCACGGCACUGGAGGUCCACCGGUGGUCUCCCAGACCGGCAGCUCGGCCACGCCACAGACCAGGCCUCAGGAAUCAGCCACCGGCGGCUCAUCCUCCUCCUCGUCCUCUUCUUCAUCAUCCACGGGGGCCCAGGCUCUCUUCCCUAGGCCUCCACAGCCUGGGAGUACCGGCUCUCUCACCCCCCAGAGUAGGCCUCAGCAGCCUGGGAGCACCGGCUCUCUCACCCCCCAGUCUAGGCCUCCACAGCCUGGGAGUACCGGCUCUCUCACCCCCCAGUAUAGGCCUCCACAGCCUGGGAGUACCGGCUCUCUCACCCCCCAGUAUAGGCCUCCACAGCCUGGGAGUACCGGCUCUCUCACCCCCCAGUAUAGGCCUCCACAGCAGCCUGGGAGUACCGGCUCUCUCACCCCCCAGUCUAGGCCUCCACAGCCUGGGAGUACCGGCUCUCUCACCCCCCAGUCUAGGCCUCCACAGCCUGGGAGUACCGGCUCUCUCACCCCCCAGUAUAGGCCUCCACAGCCUGGGAGCUCUGGCUCUCUCACCCCCCAGUAUAGGCCUCCACAGCCUGGGAGCUCUGGCUCUCUCACCCCCCAGUAUAGGCCUCCACAGCCUGGGAGCUCUGGCUCUCUCACCCCCCAGUCUAGGCCUCCACAGCCUGGGAGUACCGGCUCUCUCACCCCCCUCUCUCCCACACACACUCAAUCUGGAGGCUCUGCUACUACCCUGCAGACUGCAGACAGGGACCGAACCUCUGUCAUUCGGACCCAGACCAGCCGGACGCCUGUGGAGAGACCAGCGGUAUCAGGAGUCAGACCACUGCCUGUCCCUGCCACACCCCGACCAGCAGCCCCAAGGCCAGAUUCUCGUGUGUGUGAAUCCAGGCCUGGCAUCUGCGGUGCGGUCCGCUGCGUCGACCAGCCCGGUGGACGGCAUACGUGUGUGUGUGACCCGGGCUACCAGUUCAACGCCGCUCGACUACAGUGCCAAGAUCUGAACGAGUGUGUGUUAACUCCUCGCCCCUGCGGUGCUGGUCAGUGUGAGAACACACCCGGCAGCUUCCGCUGUGUGUGCCCGGCCGGUUACCGCACCGACGCCCAGCAAAGCCAGUGCCAGGAUGUGGACGAGUGUCGGCAGGUGCCCAGUCCCUGCACUAACGGCCGCUGUGAAAACACACCUGGGAGCUACAGGUGUGUGUGUUUCCUUGGAUACUCACUCCAGGAAGACACUUGCAAAGACAUAGAUGAGUGUGUUGACCCUCAGCGAUGUCCCGGGCAAGAGUGUGUGAACUCACUGGGCUCUUUCAGAUGUGUGUCCUGCCGCCCAGGCUUCGGUCUGCUCAAUGGACAGUGCACAGAUAUUGAUGAGUGUCGUCAGAGCCCCAGCCGCUGUUCUAAUGGGCGCUGUGAGAACACGCCAGGGAGCUACAGGUGUGCGUGCCGCACUGGGUACAGACUACAGGGCAACACCUGCACAGAUGUGAAUGAGUGUGAGAGCCCUGUGCAGUGCCCUGGACAGGAGUGUGUGAACUCCCCCGGCUCCUACAGGUGUGUGUCCUGCAGACCAGGAUUCAGACUGCAGGGAGGACAGUGCACAGACAUGGAUGAGUGCAGUCAGAGCCCCAGCCUCUGCACCAACGGCCGCUGUGAGAACAUACCUGGGAGCUACAGGUGUGUGUGUCGCACGGGGUACAGACUGCAGGCCAACACCUGCACAGAUAUGAAUGAGUGUGAGAAUCCUCUGCAGUGCCGUGGGCAGGAGUGUGUGAACACCCCGGGAUCGUAUCGCUGUGUCCCCUGCAGGACUGGCUAUGAGAUAGUGAGCGGACAGUGCAGAGAUGUUAACGAGUGUGACAGGACUCCGUGCACUAACGGUGUGUGUGAGAACACACCUGGCAGCUACAGGUGUGUGUCCUGUAGGACAGGCUACGAGCUGGUCAACGGACAGUGCUCAGAUGUGAACGAGUGCAACAGAACUCCAUCGCCGUGCGAUAACGGUGUGUGUGAGAACACUCUCGGCAGUUACAGCUGUGUGUCCUGUAGGGCAGGCUACGAGCUGGUCAGCGGACGGUGCUCAGAGGUGAACGAGUGUGACAGGACUCCAUCGCCAUGUGCUAACGGUGUGUGUGAGAACACACCUGGCAGCUACAGGUGUGUGUCCUGCCAGCCAGGCUACGACAUGCUGAACGGACAAUGCUCAGAUGUGAACGAGUGUGUGCGUACCCCAUCCCUCUGUGCUAACGGGCGUUGUGAGAACACGGCUGGCAGUUUCAGGUGUGUGUGUCACCGAGGCUUCCGUCUGGAGGGAGACACCUGCACAGAUGUGGAUGAGUGUGAGAACGCCCUGCAGUGCCCCGGUAGAGAGUGUGUGAACUCAGUGGGCUCCUUCAGGUGUGUCUCCUGUAGGCCAGGCUUCAGCCCCCAGGAUGGCCAAUGCCAAGACGUAGACGAGUGCAGUCUGACUCCUACUCCCUGCUCUAAUGGUGUGUGUGAGAACACUGCUGGCAGUUACCUGUGCCAGUGUCGAGUUGGCUUUACCCUGCAAGGCAAUGAGUGCAAAGACAUAGAUGAGUGUGAGGAUGCUCUGCAGUGUCCCGGCCAGCAGUGUGUGAACUCCGAGGGCUCCUUCAGAUGUGUGGCCUGUCGGACCGGACACCACAUGCAGGAUGGAAAAUGCUCCGACAUAGACGAGUGUGACAGUGCUCAGACCUGUGGGCCUGAGAGUGUGUGUGUUAACACUGACGGCGCGUACCGCUGUGACUGCAAGCCAGGGUACAGGACCUCGGGACUGGGUCGGCAGUGCAGGGACGUUAAUGAGUGUUUGGAGGGAGAGUUCUGCUUUCCACGAGGGGAGUGUGUGAACACUGACGGCUCGUACAGGUGUGUGUGUGCACUGGGGUACCACACCAGCACCAACGGCAGCUCCUGCCUGGAUGAGGAUGAGUGUGGCAGGCCCGGUGUGUGUGAGGAUGGGCGCUGUGUGAACACUGAUGGCUCCUUCCAGUGCCAGUGCCAGGCAGGGUUCACCGCCAACCCUGAGAAGACCGCCUGUCUGGAUGUGGAUGAGUGUGUCGACUCCAGUGGGUCUGUGUGUGGCUCUCGGAGCUGUGAGAACACCAUCGGCUCGUACCGCUGCUUCAGCUCCUGUGACCCGGGCUACAGAGCCACCUCCUCAGGCCUCUGUGUGGACGUAAACGAGUGUGCCAAUGAGACGGUGUGUGGGGAGCACGCCUUCUGCCAGAACCUGAUUGGAACCUACCACUGCAUGUGUGACCAGGGCUAUGAGAUCACCGAGGAUGGCAGGGGCUGUGUGGAUGAGAAUGAGUGUGAGAAGAUGCAGGGUGUGUGUGGUGCCGCACGCUGUGAGAAUGUUGAGGGCUCUUUCCUGUGCGAGUGCCCCAACCCAGGAGAGGAGUAUGACCCACACACACGCCAGUGUAUCAGACGCUCACAACCAGGCCGACCAUCAGUCCCAGAUACCUCUUCUUCCUCCUCCUCCUCCUCCUCCUCGUCCUCCUCCUCUUCCUCCACCUCUGAGCGUGGCCCCCCUCCCCGUGCGGACGGGUCGGUGAGGUUCCUGCUGCCUGCGGCCCCCGGGGAGCUGAGGGAGUGCUACCUGAGCACGGAGGAGCGGGGCCCCUGCGUCACGCUGGCCCCCAACACCACACAGCAGGAGUGCUGCUGCACCGCCGGGCACAGCUGGGGCCUCGCGUGCCACGCCAGCCCGUGCCCAGAGCCUGGCACAGCUGAAUUUCAGGCUCUGUGUCCAAGUGGGCGGGGAUACGUGACGACCGGGCCAGCAGACCAGAGUGCUUUCAGCUACAGAGACGUGGAUGAGUGCAAACUGUUCGACUCAGAGGUGUGUAAAAACGGCAAGUGUGUGAACAACAUCCCCGGCUACUCCUGCUACUGCUCCAGUGGAUACUACUACCACACCGGCAUACUGGAGUGUGUAGAUAAUGAUGAGUGUGUGGGGGAGGAGGACCCGUGUCCAGGUGGGAUCUGUGUGAACACGGUGGGCUCACACUACUGCACCUGUGAGCCUCCUCUGGUGCUGGACGACUCACAGCGCACCUGUGUCAACGCCACUGGCCUGGCCGUCGAUGAGAACCUGGCCUUCUGUUGGCAGCAUGUGACGGCUGAUCUGAUGUGCCAGCGCCCCCUGGUGGACAGUCAGGUGACCUUCACCGAGUGCUGCUGUCUGCACGGGGAGGCCUGGGGCCUGCAGUGUGCCCUCUGCCCCGCCAGAGACUCAAACGAGUAUGAGUUACUGUGUAAUAUCCUGCGGCCCCCUGCCUUCCCCCCCCUCCCCUACCCCGAUGCGUACCGGCCCAGACCCGUGCCAGGCCCCCGGCUCCCCUACGGGCCCUACGGCCCAGAACCCUACGACCCAGAACCCUACCCAGAACCGGACCGACGCCGGCCCGACUACGGCCCGCCGGACUACGACGACUACGGAACUCUGGGAGGGAGGAGGGGCGGGCUGAGGGAGAGACCCCCAGGGUCCUAUGACCCUCCGGAUACGCCCUACACACGCACCGGACCCGGCCGUUACUAUGACGACAGCGACUACGAGCCUCGCUACGUGCCCGCUCGGGCGGCGCCCAGACCUCCGUUCGGGGCGGGAGACCCACGUAGGGAGCGAGCUUUCGGGGUACGGCUGCCCUCCCCAUCCAUCCCUGAGGGCGUGCCCCUCAGCCUGGCGCCCCUGCCCGACAACUCCCCCUACAGAGAGGAGGAGGAGGAGGAGGAGGAAGAGGCCUGGAGGCCGGGGCCCCCCUUCCCUCCGUAUGGGGACAGGAGGGGUGCAGUUGAGCCCCCCCGACGAGUUUACGAACGGCGCUACGAGUCAUAUGAGGGGCUGAGUACUGAUGAGUGUGGGAUUACCCAUGGCUGUGAGAAUGGCAGGUGUAUCCGCAUCGCUGAGGGCUACACAUGUGAUUGCUACGAGGGCUACCAGCUGGACAUGACCACUAUGACCUGCAUAGACAUAAAUGAGUGUGACGAGGCAGACACUCCUGACUGUGUUAACGGGCAGUGUGUUAACACCGACGGCUCGUACCACUGCGAGUGUUUGAGGGGCUUCUCCAUGUCCCGCCGCCCCAACGUCUGCGUCCCCGCUUAGAGCCGCCACCCUCCAACAUCCCAUAAUCAUAUGCGCCCGCACCAUGGCAACCCCUUUUAACAUCGCUCAGUGACAUUGGGGUGUGUGUGAGAGAGAAUGUUUAGAUUUCUUUGUGUGUUUUCAUUUGUGUAUGUGUAUGUCUGUGUGCGUGUG